This is a messenger RNA of Tauraco erythrolophus (red-crested turaco), 872 nucleotides long. NCBI's taxonomy places the organism in Eukaryota, Metazoa, Chordata, Aves, Musophagiformes, Musophagidae. The record is from RefSeq and is a predicted model, not a curated record.
AUGGAGAUCCUACGCGCUUUGCCCCAGGAUUUCUGGGAGCUGCUGCACUGCCUGAAGAUGAGGAGCAAGUACGCCGUCCUGCUGGUCUUCGUCGUGGGCCUCAUCAUCAUAGAGAAGGAGAACAACUUCAUCUCCAGCCUGCGCACCAUCCCCCUGCAGCUGGCAGGCGACGGGGACCCUGGGCCACGGCGGCAUGUCCUGCUGAUGGCCACCACCCGCACCGGCUCCUCCUUUGUGGGGGAGUUCUUCAACCAGCAAGGCAGCAUCUUCUACCUCUUUGAGCCCCUCUGGCACAUCGAGAGGACGGUGACCUUUGAGCCGGGGGGAGCCAACGCGGUGGGCUCAGCCCUGGUCUACCGGGACGUCCUCAAGCAGCUCUUCCUCUGUGACCUCUACAUCUUGGAGAGCUUCAUCUUGCCAGCACCCGAGGGCCACGUCACACCCUUCAUGUUCCGGCGAGGCUCCAGCCGCUCACUCUGCGAGGAGCCCGUCUGCACGCCCAGCACCAAGAAGGUCUUCGAGAAGUACCACUGCAAGAACCGCCGCUGCGGCCCCCUCAACGUCACCCUGGCCGCCGAGGCGUGCCGGCGCAAGCAGCACGUGGCCCUGAAGACCGUGCGCAUCCGGCAGCUGGAAUUCCUGCAGCCGCUGGUGGAGGACCCCCGGCUGGGGCUGCGGGGCCGCUACAUGCUGGUCCGCUACGAGGACGUGGCGCGGGCGCCCUUGCAGAAGGCGGAGGAGAUGUACCGCUUCGCCGGGCUCCCCCUCACCCCUCAGGUCGAGGAGUGGAUCGGCAAGAACACGCAGGCGGCCCGGGAUGGCAGCGGCGUCUACUCCACCCGCAAAAAUUCCUCCGAGCAGUUCGAGAAGUG